UGUGAUCUCACCAAGUCUAUUCGUACUUCACUUCAUGUUCACAAUCAACCACUUUCGACUAACUGCAUUGGCCCGCAGAACACCGUUUAUACGUUCCUACUCAAAAAAGCCCCAAGUAAUUCGACCAACUCCGAGUCAAAAUCAGAACGCUGAGCAAGAUGAUGGAGACUUCCGUCCACCAUGGGUGUACUCCGCGUCCCACAUCCUCACCUAUACCCUGAUACCUACUGCUAUAUUAUAUUGUGUCUUCCUUGCUGAUUGGGGCGAGCGGGAACAUGUCUUCUCGCCAGUGCGCAGAUGGACAACGAAAUACAAGGAAUCUUUUCUCUCUCUUUCUCCAGACGAAGCCUCCUUGAUUGAAGAGUCACAACCGCCGUCGACCACAGAACUACCGGUUACAAGAGAAAUCCAGGCAGAAGGUCGUCCUUCAUGAACGAUGCAGUUCGUUUGCCUUUGGAUCUCGAUAUCCUACCUAGUAAUGAUGAGAGAGAGAGCCAUAUGUUUAGAAGCCACCUUGUGGUAUUAGUAGUACUUGUAGUAGACAAAAAACAAAGAGAUAGCAUCUCACUUUCUAAGAAUUACACUCAAAGGAAAUGAAGAAAUGAUGGUCUG
This is a messenger RNA of Suillus fuscotomentosus, 612 nucleotides long. RefSeq lists its product as uncharacterized. The transcript is spliced from 3 exons. Lineage: Eukaryota; Fungi; Basidiomycota; Agaricomycetes; Boletales; Suillaceae. Bases 35 to 433 code for a protein of 132 amino acids. The record is from RefSeq and is a predicted model, not a curated record.